Molecule: messenger RNA, 749 nt
Organism: Mytilus trossulus (common blue mussel)
Lineage: Eukaryota; Metazoa; Mollusca; Bivalvia; Mytilida; Mytilidae
Product: ganglioside GM2 activator-like
Exons: 4
Coding region: 58-678 (206 amino acids)
Biological process (GO): ganglioside catabolic process; lipid transport
Cellular component (GO): cytoplasmic side of plasma membrane
Molecular function (GO): enzyme activator activity; lipid carrier activity
Source: RefSeq, a predicted model, not a curated record
UUCAUAAUAAUUUAUUAAUAGUUUGCUUAAGGUUAUAUUAGUUUAUGCAGAGUAAUAAUGUAUUCAUAUUCUAUACUUAUAUAUUUCACAGUUAUAUUGUCAGCUUAUGGAACCAUUCCAUUUAAAUGGAGUGAUUGCAGUACAGACAAAUCUUCACAGGCCAUCCAAGUGACGUCAAUUACUGCCAGUCCAGUUCCACUGUUGGCUCCAGGACCUCUUCAUCUCACAUUUUCUGCCAAAGUCUUAAAACCAGUACCUGUAUUCCAGUUAUCAUUUGAAAUGAAGAGACAUGGAUUUCUAGGAACAAGAAUACAUAUUCCUUGUGUUGGUGGAAUUGGCAGCUGUGUCUUCGAUGGAUGUUCAUUUGUUGACAGUUUGUUAAACUCUACUAGAACUAGUGCACAAAGUAUAGCACAUCAGGCUUUACAGAUGAUAGAAUCUGCCAACGCAACACUGAAAUGUCCAAUACCAGUUGAAAGCAUAGAUGUAAAAAGCUACACGAUAAAUGUUCCAGAUCUCGGUCCAAUUGCACAUGUUAUUGGAGACGGUGAUUACACAGUUAUAGUGAAAACAAAAGUUCCAGGAACCAAUGCACCCCUUGGCUGUUUGUCAUUAGAUAUAUCUCUUGGAAAACAAUGCACAGGAUUGUUUUGUGGUAUUGGAAGGAAACGAAAAUAAAACAAUAACUUUGAAACAAAAACUGUUCUUAUUACAUAUUAAUGCUUCUUAAUAAAUAUUAAAACACCAAA